UCCGGUAGCAGCGGCGGACGCGCUCUCCCGGCGGCUGCGAUGGGGGGGGGAGACCUGAACCUGAAGAAGAGCUGGCACCCGCAGACGCUGCGCAAUGUGGAGAAGGUGUGGAAGGCGGAGCAGAAGCAUGAGGCCGAGAGGAAGAAGAUCGAGGAGCUGCAGCGGGAGCUGCAGGAGGAGCGGGCGCGGGAGGAGAUGCAGCGCUACGCCGAGGACAUGGGCACCGUGAGGAAGCGCGAGGAGAAGCUGGAGUGGAUGUACCAGGGCCCCGGGGGAAUGGUGAACAGGGACGAGUACCUGCUGGGCCGGCCCGUGGAUAAAUUCAUCCUGGACAAGGUUGGGGACAGGGACGGUGCCUCGGGGGACUCGGGGCUGCUGCCAGGAUCCAUCUUCGCCAGGGCUGGGGCCAGCUCCGUGCUGGACAUGGCCACCAAAAUCCGCGAGGAUCCGCUCUUCAUGAUCAGGAAGAAGGAGGAGGAAAAGAAAAGAGAAGUUUUGAACAAUCCAGUGAAAAUGAAGAAAAUCAAAGCCUUGCUGCAGAACAGUUUGGAUAAAAAGGAGAGGAAGAGGAAGAAGGAGAAGAAGAAGAAGCACAAGAAGCACCGGCGGCGCAGCUCCAGCAGCGACAGCUCCAGCUCUGAGGAGGAGAAAGGCAGAAAUAAGUCGCAGAAAAGAGUGGAGAAUUCCUCCUGGAAGGCUGCUCCUUCCAAAAUCCCAGGAUACGGCUUACAGGUGAGGGAUCCCGAGCCGAGCCGGCGCUCGCGGAGCUCCCCGUGCCAGGAGCGGCCCCGGCAGCGCUCGCGGAGCUCAUCCCGCUCUCCCCAGAGCCAUUCCAGCAGGAGGAACCCUGCCAGGAGCUCGGGAUCGCCCUGCAGGCACAGCAAACAGCACAGCAGCCGGGAGGAGAAGGGCAGAGCCAGGAGUCCUUCCCCCAAAAAGAGCUUCAGGCGCCAGCAGCCCUCAGGCUACACCAGAAAGAUCUCUCCUGAGGAACUGGAGCGGAAACGGCAGGAAAUGAUGGAAAACGCCAAGUGGAGGGAGGAGGAGAGAGCCAACAACCUCAGGAAGCACCGCAAGGAGGAGGAGCUGGAGCGGGAGCUGGAGAAACUCGACGCCAGGGAUGGGAAAUUCUUCCACCGUUUGAAGCUGGAGAGUGCCUCCACCUCCAGCCUGGAGGAUCGGGUCAAGCGCAACAUCCACUCCCUGCAGAGGACUCCCGCUGCCUUGGAAAAGAACUUUAUGCAGAGGUGAAAGCUCUGUGAGCUCAGUGGACAUUUGUUCCCAGAGGUGAGAGCUCUCCAGGAACGAUGCCAGCUCCCGGAGCCGAGCCCUCGCAGCCUUCAGGACUUGGGGCCAGUUUGGGGCCUCGUGAGCUUUUGUGUUCCACUUGUCCUGCCAGAGCUUCUCCUCCUUCCUCUCCCCACCCCAACCGGGGUCACUUUUGUACCUUAUUCCCAAACCGGGCCGGCUGCUCGCUGCUUCCCCAAGGAAUUCUGGUUUUGUUAAUCCUUAAAAUCCAGAGCAGCACCGAUCCACAGCCGGGCUAAUUCCAUGGGGUUUGGCACCGUUGGCAUCCGCACCUCGCCGUGUGGUGUCUGUGGCUGGCGUCUGGUGGCUCACAGAUUAAUUUCAUUGAUUUUUGACCCAAAAGAAGCCGUUUCUGAGGCAGAAAAAAGGGAAUGAGCAGAGCGUAGCUGGCACAGCAAAUACUUCUCUGGGAUUUUGUAAUGUAAGUAAUGUGUAUAUGUACAGCAGUGUAGAUUUAUUUUGCCUUUUUGAUUAAGAAAUUUCA
Pseudopodoces humilis (Tibetan ground-tit) is the source of this 1792-nucleotide messenger RNA. RefSeq names its product CWC25 spliceosome associated protein (gene CWC25). Gene Ontology annotation, cellular component: U2-type spliceosomal complex. Gene Ontology annotation, biological process: mRNA splicing, via spliceosome. The record is from RefSeq and is a predicted model, not a curated record. NCBI's taxonomy places the organism in Eukaryota, Metazoa, Chordata, Aves, Passeriformes, Paridae.